Rhinocladiella mackenziei CBS 650.93 is the source of this 1689-nucleotide messenger RNA. RefSeq lists its product as uncharacterized. The record is from RefSeq and is a predicted model, not a curated record. The transcript has 4 exons. NCBI's taxonomy places the organism in Eukaryota, Fungi, Ascomycota, Eurotiomycetes, Chaetothyriales, Herpotrichiellaceae. The coding region runs from base 1 to 1689 and encodes 562 amino acids.
AUGUCUCAAAUCCACUUUGUGCACGAAACCAAGCCCGGGUCUUCGUUGGGCCACCCCCAAGUACGUGCAUUACGUUCACACGUCCGCAAGAUCAAUUUGGAGAGGUCACACCAACAGAGCACCCAACGCCUGGAGAAUUUUCGGUCCUUGACGGUCACCGAUUUUCACAGUGAUAGAAAGAUAAGAAGCGGGAGACGAAAAUCCUCCCUGCAGUCGGAUCCGCUUCAGUCUUUUACCACUGAAUCUGGGAGCUCAUCAUCAGGCCUCCACCGCAACGACUCUCAACGAUCCUCUGACCGCCCACAAAACUCUGAUGCUCCCACAAGAGCAUUCGAAUCCCUCCUGUCAAGCGAUAGUGACAUCUUGCCCAAAAGGUGUUGCGUCAGCCAUUCAGCAUCGCUAAAGCCUCCGCUUCUCAGCUCAGGACAACCUCCACGUGAUGGCGACUCUUGUGGCCAGGAAGGUCAGCAUCCAUACGCUUCACAGAUCUCCGUCCGUACCCAGAUUGACCCAGUAUGGAUUGACCAUCUUCUGAAGAGUUGCGCAUUUCAAGUGGCGGCGGAGCCUCUCUUUGUUGCGAACCAUUUUAACAAGGAUUUGACAACUCUUUCCGUUUUUCCUGGAUGCCUAGAAAAUUCGGCGUUUUUAUAUGCUUUCCUCUAUUCCCUCCUUCGCCUGCGUAAUGGCGGCCGCUCAACAAGCGAAUCUCUCAAGUUCAAAGGCAGAGCGAUCCGAUUGUUGCAAGAAGACCUGGAGAAGGAUGACCCUACACUCCGAGCUUUGUCCAUUGGGACCAUCCUUAUUCUUUGCGGCAUCGCACAUCGAGCUGGCGACACUGCCGAGCAUAGCACUCACGCUAAGGGUCUUUCUAAGUUGCUGCAACUUUGUCGAGCACGGGGUCUUCCCUUACGUUCUGAAGUUCUUCGUGCAAUUUUCUGGCAACAUUUGUUAGGAGCUGCCCUUGUCGGCGAUCGACAACGAUUUUAUCAGCACGAUUUCUCAGCUAUUUUCAGGCAAACCGCAGGGUUCCUAUCUGAGUCCAGCCAAGGGCUCCCAGUCGGAUUCACCUGUCAUCGCCAAGUCAUCAGCGAGGAUAUUAUUUCCUGCAUUUGUGAAAUCGUCCAUUUGCAGACCCUCAUCGCCGCCGAGACAGUCGAUCAGACAACAGUGAAUGAUCUACAAACAUCGAUCGAAUCUCGUCUCAUUUUCCCUGAAAGCCCCCAACAAGAGCCUGGACCAAUUGCAGAGUGCUGUCGAAUCUCAGUGUACAUCGUCUGUUACAUGUCUUCGACAUCAACUUGGAAUUCGUCUUUCGUUCCAUUGAGAUUGGCAGAAAAGCUGUUGGUCAUGCUUGAUGAGUCAAGCAAUGGCGACCUGUGGGUUUCACGACGAGACUUAUUGCUUUGGUUGCUUCUCGUGGGGGUUUCCGUUUCCAGAGGACAGAACUGUUUUGCAGCUGCACUUACGUCUCAGUACCAGCGCCUACUUACUCGCACGGCACAGGAGGCAAAAUGCUGGGUGGACGUGCAGCACAGCGAUAUCCUUCUGCAAGCAGUGACAGAGGGCUUUAUCUAUGCCCAGCACUGGGUUGCGGAGAGACACACUGUACCGGAGUGGGUGCAACUCGAGAAGGUGCUUGCCCAAGGUAACUCAGAUGAGCACCGGGAGAAGGCCGGGGGCCGCGGGUAA